AUGAUAUCGAGCCAGCUGGCGGCGGGGACAUGCGAGAUUGUGACGCUGGACAGGGACAGCAGCCAACCGCGGCGGACCAUCGCCAGGCAGACGGCCCGCUGCGCCUGCAAGAAGGGCCAGAUCGCGGGAACCACGAGAGCCAGACCCGCCUGCGUGGACGCUGCCAUUGUUCGGAAAAAGCAGUGGUGCGAGAUGCUGCCGUGCUUGGAGGACGAGGGCUGCGACCUGUUAGUCAAUAAAUCCGGCUGGACUUGUACGCAGCCCGGGGGCCGAGUCAAGACAACCACAGCUCUAUGACGCGACGAGACUCUCCCUCCACAUUCUUGCACUAAGGAGAACAUUGACGACCCCCUUGACAGGCAGCCAGACACCACCCGCCACCGCCACUUUACCGCCACCAUCACGAGCCCGCCCGUUCCCUGGAAGCCGUCCAUCCUGCACCGUGGUCCUCACGGCGGCGGAAAGGUCUCGUAACACCAAAAGAGCACGAAAAAGGGAGCGUUUGCGGGAAUCCCCACACCCCCACCCCCACACCACCAACCUUUCCCCCCUACCAGGACAGUGGGUCAACGACUCGCAGCAAAACACUGUUCCUUGCGAGCAGGCUUUCUGACUUCUCCCACCCAGUGCCGUGUCCUUUGGGUCAAUAUGAUCUGCCUGCUCUGUACUUCUGCCUGCUCUGUCCAAUUAGCAGCUUUCGCCUGUCGCUGCGGCGGGUCGGACUCCUGCGAAAUGUCAGGGGAGAUCUGCGCCCCCCCCAUCCGAAGUCCUCGGAACUGCUUUGAAGAUGAGAAUUCCCCGCAUUUCUAGAACAUCAGCGGGGGCGCUAGGGAUCCUUUGGCGAAGUGAGCGCUCUCUAAUGAAAAUAGGCCUUCUGCUGGAGCAGACCUCACGUAUUUUUUAUAGACCAAAGAGCUAAAGAACAAAUGCGAGCCGAGUGGCCCAAGUGGACCCUCGCUGCUUGCGUGAGCCGUGGACACCUUGCGUUGACCGGCAUCCGCACGGAUCAGAGGAGUACUUUUGACCGUUUCCUGACUUUUCUUUCCUCGGACUGAGCCCAACACUGUACUUCGGAACUGGAGAUAUAGGUACUACAUACAUAUAAUUGUGUAUCGAGAAUUAAAAAAAAAAAAAAAAACAAUUAAAAAAAAAAAUUUAGAUGCGACGGUCGGGCCAGCUGGUUGUGUUGGCGAAUGAAAAAAAAAAAAAAAAGAAACACGAAUGAAAAGACGACGUAAAGAAAUGUCAUUAAAUGUAUUUUGAAAGGCCCUAAAAGUUAUAUAUUUAACAGUUUUUAUAUGUUGUACCUUUGUAGAGAAGCCUAUUGGACUUGUGGUCACAAUGACAAUUAGGAUGUGAACAAACGCUGUUGUGUUCUCAUUACCGCUGGAGCUCGUCGUCUUGGGUUUUUUUUUUCCCGUUCACAAGCUCACUAGCUGCUUUCUUUUCAUGCUCAUUUCCAAGUCACUGUCCAGCAAAAAAAAAAAAAAAAAAAAAAAAAGAAAAGAAAAAGGAAAUCCUGAGGACUGACCCUGCCGCUGACUCAACAUUGUAAGUGUCUAGUAGUCAGUGGAAGCCAUUCAAGACUGCUAAUUUGCUCUGAUAUUGUAUUGUACACAAUGUGGAAUACUGACCCUUUUCCUCUCGAA
This is a messenger RNA of Hippocampus zosterae (dwarf seahorse), 1649 nucleotides long. RefSeq names its product TAFA chemokine like family member 5a (gene tafa5a). The transcript is spliced from 5 exons. The record is from RefSeq and is a predicted model, not a curated record. Gene Ontology annotation, molecular function: G protein-coupled receptor binding; receptor ligand activity. Bases 1 to 297 code for a protein of 98 amino acids. Gene Ontology annotation, biological process: G protein-coupled receptor signaling pathway. NCBI's taxonomy places the organism in Eukaryota, Metazoa, Chordata, Actinopteri, Syngnathiformes, Syngnathidae.